Molecule: messenger RNA, 558 nt
Organism: Trichophyton verrucosum HKI 0517
Lineage: Eukaryota; Fungi; Ascomycota; Eurotiomycetes; Onygenales; Arthrodermataceae
Exons: 1
Coding region: 1-558 (185 amino acids)
Source: RefSeq, a predicted model, not a curated record
AUGCACAAUGGAAAUCUUGGAGGAUGGUACCAUAUAAAACGGCCCCUUGGCGACUCAUUGGCUAACAAGUGGUAUCUGGGCGUAAAAGGAGGAACUGACAGCGAAUGGGCAUUUGCUCUCUUCCUGGAUUUGAUGGAAAAGGAAGGAGUUGACCCCAGCUCAGCGCCAGAGGGAGGAUUUGGUCCUGAAUUGUUGAGAGGCGUGAUGACCAAAACAAUCCGGAAAAUCAACGAAUUUAUCGCUGCCAUUCCCAAGGAAUAUGCCAUGACCGAUCUUGAGGUGAGAAGUCUCCUCAACUUUGCGGUAACAGAUGGACACUCUGUUAUUUGCACCCGUUAUGUGAGCAGCAAAACAGACGAAGCUGCUAGCUUGUACUUUUCAUCAGGCACCAAAUGGAAAGAAGGCAAAGUCAAAGGUGAUUUUAAGAUGGAGAGACAUGACAAGGGAGCCGACAUUGUCCUAGUAGCCAGUGAACCGCUCACAUUCGAAAGGCGUAAGUCUAUGCCCCUUUUUCAUGAGAUGGCAUUAUCAAUUCUGACCAUGUUGGAUUAUAGAUAA